Salvelinus namaycush (lake trout) is the source of this 803-nucleotide messenger RNA. RefSeq names its product vacuolar protein sorting-associated protein 13C-like. Gene Ontology annotation, biological process: protein retention in Golgi apparatus; mitochondrion organization; protein targeting to vacuole. Bases 63 to 803 code for a protein of 246 amino acids. Gene Ontology annotation, cellular component: extrinsic component of membrane. The record is from RefSeq and is a predicted model, not a curated record. The transcript is spliced from 9 exons. NCBI's taxonomy places the organism in Eukaryota, Metazoa, Chordata, Actinopteri, Salmoniformes, Salmonidae.
AUAAUUUUGACACCGUAGCAUUUACUCAUCAACAAGGGUGGUGUUAGCCACGAAGUUCAACAAUGGUUUUUGAAUCUAUGGUCAGUGAUCUCCUGAAUAGGUUCAUCGGAGACUAUGUGGAAAACCUCGACAAGUCCCAGUUGAAGAUUGGCAUUUGGGGAGGCAAUGUUGUUCUGGAAAACUUGAAAGUUAAAGAAAAUGCUUUGAGUGAGCUGGAUGUUCCGUUUAAAGUGAAAGCUGGUCAGAUUGGAAAGCUGACGUUGAAGAUCCCUUGGAAGAACUUGUACAGUGACGCUGUAGUUGCAACGUUAGAUGGUCUGUAUCUGCUGGUGGUUCCUGGAGCAACGAUAAAGUAUGACGCCGCGAAGGAGGAGCGUUACCAGCAGGAGGCCAAGCAGAAGGAGCUGCAGCGCAUUGAGGAGGCGCUACUGAUGGCUGCUCGCAGAGAAAAGCCUCAGAAAGAUGAGAAGAAGGACACGUUUGCUGAGAAGCUGGCCACGCAAGUCAUCAAGAACCUACAAGUCAAGAUCACCAGCAUCCAUAUCAGAUAUGAGGACGAUAUAUUAGACCCCCAGCAGCCCGUCUCUAUGGGAGUCACCCUGGCUGAGCUGAGUCUACAGACGACCGAUGAGAACUGGAAGGGGUGUAUUCUGAACGAGGCAGCCAGAAUCAUCUACAAGCUGGGCCGUUUAGAAUGUCUGUGUGCCUACUGGAACGUCAACAGCCCCAUCUUCUAUAAAGGCUCCUGGGAAGAGAUACUGGUAAUGAACCUCUCUGUCUUUAUCAGGAAGAUAUACUGGUAA